Molecule: messenger RNA, 501 nt
Organism: Racocetra persica
Lineage: Eukaryota; Fungi; Glomeromycota; Glomeromycetes; Diversisporales; Gigasporaceae
Source: the annotation of a GenBank genome assembly
AUGAAACUUGAAGAUGGUACAAAUGAUGAACACGUUAUGAAGCCAAGGGAAGUUGGCAAUUCAAGUCCAAUGGGUUUGUUUGCUUUUGGAUGCACCACUUUCAUGUAUGCACUAUAUCUUAUUCAAGUAGGAAACAUAACAAAUAGCAAUGCUGGACUUGGGGUAGCAUUAGUUUAUGGUGGUGGUCUCCAAAUUCUUGCCGGAAUGUGGGAAAUAUACUCUGGAAAAACUUUUCCUGCAACAGUUUCUUGCACUUACGGUGCUUUUUGGAUUUCUUUUGGUAUUAUUUAUUUUCCAAAUGCUGGGAUUAUUGCUUCAUAUAAUGGAGAUCAAGCGAUGUUUGGAAAAGCUGUUAGCAUCUAUCUUAUACCUUGGACUACUACAUAUGUCGCCACUUUAACAUUCAUUUUUGUAGUACUUGAAUUUAUCGCUCUCGUUAUUGCUAAUUAUACGGGUAUUGGUGCUUGGACUCGCGUUGGUGGAUCUCUUGGAGGUAAAUGA